UUUUUAUUACUGUAGCUAGUUGUUAUGCUAACUAAAUUGAUAAGCUAUGGUCUGUUCAUUUGAAAAGACAGUCAAGUUUUGUGUUGUUUUAUUCGAGAAGUAAGUUCUGGUGUGCCUUAGGAUAAGGCACCGUAUUGUCUUGCCGUAUCAUCGUUUGAGGCAACGAUGAUCGAGGUGGCGGCGUCCAUGGCCAGAGGCCCCGUGUUUCUGGCCGGGGAGCUAAUGGAGUGUCUUAUAACGUUCACCAACCCGAUGUCCCACCUCUCUACCUCUGCCAGCAGUGAGAUGCUGGCAUGGGCCAGUGCCCAGAUCCAUUGCCAGUUUCAUGCCAGUGAGGGCAGAGUGGCCCUGCCAACCCAGGGCAACAAACAAGAUGUUCAGGCUGAGAGCGACACAGUGCUCAUUCCAAGCAGAGGAGAACGUGGGCAGUGUGUACUGGACACACCGCCCAAGAUAUUAUUCUGUGACCUGCGUCUGGACCCUGGAGAGAGUAAAACUUAUUCAUACAGUGAGCUUGUACCCAGUGAUGGUCCUCCUAGUUUCCGUGGUCAGGCAGUGAAAUAUGUCUACAAACUUACCAUUGGCUGCCAGAGAGUCAACUCUCCUAUCAAACUACUCCGGGUUCCCUUCAGAGUGCUGGUUCUUCAAGGCAUGCCAGAGCCUGCAUUUCCCCAGGAUGAUGAGGUUUCUCCCUCCAACCCCUUUUUGGAAGAAGAGGAAGCAUGCCGCAGGGAUGCUCGGCCUUUGGAGAGAGCACUGGACAUGCUGAUGGUCACCACCUCAAGACGCUCCCCACACAUGUUUAAUAUCACCAAUGUGCGUGGGAAAGUGGCAAAGUUCUGCAUUUUCAAGACUGUUUACAGACUUGGGGAGGAUAUCAUUGGCACAUUCAACUUCUCAGAGGGAGACAUUCCCUGCUUACAGUAUUCUGUAAGCCUUCAGAGUGAGGAAGAAAUCCAGCAGCAGUACCAGCGGCGUCCCGGCCAGGCAAUCAGUGUGACCGGACACGGACGACACUUGGAGUCAUGCCUGCACACUGCCUCCAGCCACUUUUCACUCCCCAUCCCCCUCAACGUCACGCCAGGUUUUAGCACAGAUAUAGUAACCCUGAGGUGGCGCCUGCACUUUGAAUUUGUCACUGCUCGGGAGCCAGUGGAACCGCCCAUUGUUCUUCAGAACCAAUCAGAGGUCACAGUUUGGGUCGGGGCAGAGCAUGUCGAUGUGGAUACCUUCAGCUGGGAUCUGCCAAUCAAAGUCCUGCCUACCAACCCAGUCUUGGCUUCCUAUAUGUCACAGUUUACAGGAACCAAUCGCAUUAAUAUUUGACUGUUGUAUGUGUGAAACUGUGGAUAUGAGAUGGCCAUGAGAUAAUACUGCAUUUCAGAGGGUAUUGGCAGAUAGUUGCGUGGUCCUGAGUGCGUGCGUGUGUGUACUUAUAAUGCUAUGCAUUGUGAGUACCAGUUUCAGUUUUGUACUUUGGGAAAGAAGAUGUGCUGUUUCCACCAGAUAUGCAAAACCAGCAUUUGUUUAUGUCUGUGUGCAACCUAUGUUUUGCUUUGGUCAUAUGCAUUUUUCAUUGCAUUCAAACUUUGAAUACAUCUUUUUUUUUUUUUUAGGAAGAUCAACACAUGGUAACCAUGGGAGUGCGGUUGUCUCUGUGGUUGUUGUGCAUUUCUGUAUUUAUUUAAUUCUUGUAUUCAUUUGUACACUUGUUCAUCCUCAUCUUAUUCAGUAUAUUUUGUUUAACCGUAUUUCUUUCGGUUUGAGCAAAGGCUGUGCUGAGAUGUAAAUACUCCCAAGAGAAAUAUUAAAGUGUGUUUUAA
This is a messenger RNA of Monopterus albus (swamp eel), 1823 nucleotides long. It is a transcript of the gene rgp1, whose product is annotated as GP1 homolog, RAB6A GEF complex partner 1. The record is from RefSeq and is a predicted model, not a curated record. The coding region runs from base 166 to 1326 and encodes 386 amino acids. NCBI's taxonomy places the organism in Eukaryota, Metazoa, Chordata, Actinopteri, Synbranchiformes, Synbranchidae. The transcript has 9 exons.